This is a messenger RNA of Pistacia vera, 2511 nucleotides long. RefSeq names its product dnaJ homolog subfamily C member 2. Gene Ontology annotation, biological process: 'de novo' cotranslational protein folding; regulation of translational fidelity. NCBI's taxonomy places the organism in Eukaryota, Viridiplantae, Streptophyta, Magnoliopsida, Sapindales, Anacardiaceae. The record is from RefSeq and is a predicted model, not a curated record. The coding region runs from base 228 to 2162 and encodes 644 amino acids. Gene Ontology annotation, cellular component: cytosol. Gene Ontology annotation, molecular function: Hsp70 protein binding; ribosome binding. The transcript has 3 exons.
UUUCUGCCUCUCUCUCUCUCAAUCUCCGUCUUCGCUGCCGACAAAGUUGUUGUACAGACAAUUCGAGGAAAUUCUAUCAACCGUCUUAGCUUCAAUUUUGUUUAUUUUGCAGCUUUGACGGCCAUAAGGUUCAUAUGUAAAGAAGGAUUUUGAAGCAGCAUAAAACUAUUUAGGAUACUGGUGCCAGCAUAGUCCUUGUUUCUUUUCUUUGAAGGUUUUGAAGCAUUAUGGUAAUCCAUGCAGGCUAUCGUCUAAUUUCCUACUCGAAAGAGAUUGUAGAUGGACAGCCGAUUUUUGUUUCUUCAAAUUGUCUUCCUGUAAAGGCUUCAAAAUAUGAACCUGCUGGUCAUUCUUUUCAUUCUGCUGCACUUAAACUCCUCGGAUGUGAGGAAGAUACUGAUGUUGAUGAUCAGAAAGUCUCCAAUGAUAAGGAACAGACAUCUUUGCCACAAUAUGAGUCUUAUAGUAGCAAAGGUAAAAAGAAGUCAGGUACAGGAAGCAAUCAACAAGAUCAUUAUGCAUUGCUGGGAUUGAGUCAUUUGAGAUACCUUGCCACAGAGGAUCAGAUAAGAAAAUCUUACCGUGAGACUGCUUUGAAAUACCAUCCUGACAAGCAGGCUGCACUUCUUCUUGCCGAGGAAACUGAAGCUGCAAAACAAGCAAAGAAGGACGAAAUAGAAAGCCACUUUAAGGCCGUCCAAGAAGCGUAUGAAGUUUUGAUUGACCCUGUGAAGAGGAGGAUAUAUGACUCCACAGAUGAGUUUGAUGAUGAAAUCCCAUCUGACUGUUCCCCACAAGAUUUUUACAAGGUCUUUGGUCCAGCUUUUAUGAGGAAUGGAAGGUGGUCAGUUAGUCAACCAAUACCAUCUCUAGGUGAUGAGAGUACUCCAUUGAAGGAAGUCGAUAAUUUUUACAAUUUUUGGUAUAGCUUUAAAAGCUGGAGAGAGUUCCCACAUGCAGACGAGUUUGAUCUUGAACAGGCCGAGUCUCGUGAUCAUAAGAGAUGGAUGGAGAGGCAGAACGCUAAACUUUCAGAAAAAGCUAGGAAGGAAGAAUAUGCACGAGUCCGUACUCUUGUCGACAAUGCUUACAAAAGAGACCCUAGAAUUCUAAAGAGAAAGGAGGAGGAGAAAGCUGAGAAGCAAAGGAAAAAGGAAGCUAAAUUUCUGGCAAAGAAGUUGCAGGAGGAAGAAGCUGCUAGGGCUGCUGAAGAGGAGAAACGCCGAAAAGAGGAGGAGGAAAAACGAGCUGCUGAAGCUGCAUUACAACAGAAGAAGCUGAAGGAAAAAGAGAAGAAGCUCUUGCGCAAAGAGCGGACUCGUCUUAGAACACUUUCAGCAUCCAUUGUAUCCCAGCAUUUGCUUGAUCUCUCUGAGGAGGAUGUGGAAAGUCUGUGUAUGUCACUGGAUAUUGAGAAGCUGAGAAGUUUGUGUGAUAAGAUGGAAAACAAGGAAGUCCUGGAACAAGCAAAAGCUAUCAGGAAUGCACUUGGACAUGUUGAUGAAUGUGAGGGAAAGAAACAAGAUGAGAAAAAGAAUUUACAGCAGAAUGGUUCUGCGGAGGCAAAUGGAAGUACCCCUUUAAAAAGCUUUGAGAAGAAGGAGAAGCCUUGGGGAAAGGAAGAGAUUGAACUUUUGAGAAAAGGAAUGCAGAAAUAUCCAAAAGGAACAUCUAGAAGGUGGGAGGUUAUUUCGGAGUACAUUGGUACAGGAAGAACUGUGGAAGAAAUUCUGAAGGCAACCAAAACAGUCCUCCUUCAGAAGCCUGAUGGUGCAAAAGCUUUCGAUUCUUUUCUUGAGAAGAGGAAACCUGCAGUGUCCAUUUCUUCUCCCCUUACAACUAGGGACGAUGUGGAAGGGGCAUCGACCCCUCAGGGACCUCAAAAAACAGCUGCAAAGGUGGAUAUACCAAAUGAGUCUUCAAGUUCAAACAGUCCUGUGGAUGUGUCUGCUGCUAAUGGGGUUUCUUCAAGUUCCGAGCACGAUGUGUGGUCUGCUGUACAAGAAAGGGCAUUGGUUCAGGCUCUAAAAACCUUCCCCAAGGAAACCAGUCAGCGCUGGGAGCGAGUUGCAGCUGCUGUUCCUGGAAAGACUGUGAAUCAGUGUAAGAAGAAGUUUGCACUGCUGAAGGAGAACUUUAGAAACAAGAAAAGUGCAGUUUAGUUUUUCUUUGGUUGGCUUCUUCCGCUGCUCAGAAUGAGAACGUGAUAUACAUGCGGGAGAUUUUUCCUGUUAUUUCAUUUAAAUUUAAUUCUUAUCUCGUUCAAGGCAGCGAUCUCGUGAAGUAUUAUUAUUUGCGAAAAGAGAGGAAUUCUUAUUCCUGGAGUCUGUUACCAUCGGUCCGGUUUUUGGUUGUUUCCCGUACAGGUAUUAUAGCUGAUACUUAUUGGAAGGGAGAACCCUUUAGAUAUAGAUAUUAGAAAAUCCAAAAUUUCUCGAUAUAUGGUUGAAGGUGCUUCAUCUUUGACGGAGACUGAGAUUAAUUUUGUAACCUUUUAUCCUUUUGUUACCA